AUGAAGCUUGUCUUCCAACUCGUUCCUCUUCUUGCUCUCGCGCUCCAUGCUCAUGCUCACGGAGUAUUAACUGCUGUCACUGGUGCAAAUGGAGUCUCCGGACAAGGCUUCGGUGUUAUCGCGAGCACUCCACGUGACGGUACAAAACGCAACCCCUUCCAGCAAGACACGAGUAUCAUCCGUGACAAAGAAAUCCAAAACGGUGAUGCUGGUGCUUGCGGAAGAACGCUUGCUGGUGGCAACAAUGACGUCGCUUCGCAGCUUAGUGCCGCCGUCUCUGCCGGCCUUCCCUCUGCGUCCGCGGAUGGCACUGUGACCAUGACACUUCACCAAGUGAACGGUGACGGCGCAGGCCCCUACACUUGCGAAGUCUCCACCGACGCGACUGGAACCAGCUUCGCAGCUAUGACCGUGACGACAAACGUUCCAGGCAAGAACUCGCGGAGCAAUGCGAAGGCAACUGACUUCGCUCUUGUUGCUCAAAUGCCGGCUGGAGCGACUUGCACUGGUGGUGCAAACGGCGACGCCUGCCUCGUUCGUUGCCGCAACGCAGCGAGAGCUGGUCCUUUCGGCGGUUGUGUAGCUGGUUCGUACUUAACCCUCACCAUUAUACAUCUUCGUUAA
Molecule: messenger RNA, 624 nt
Organism: Fomitiporia mediterranea MF3/22
Lineage: Eukaryota; Fungi; Basidiomycota; Agaricomycetes; Hymenochaetales; Hymenochaetaceae
Exons: 5
Coding region: 1-624 (207 amino acids)
Source: RefSeq, a predicted model, not a curated record